AUGGCGUCCAACACUUUGAACCGCUCCGCUUUUGUGCUUCUCGUCAUCUCCGCGGUCCUCCUGGGAGUGGGCCACGCAUCCGCACGCCUGGUGCAGGGCGACCAGCUGGACGCCUCCGGCGCAGCCAGCCUUCCGGACGCCAGCGGUUUCUUUGAAGCAGACCUCGACCAGGAGCUUGCUGACCAUGUCUCCAGAACGCUGCUUGCGGUGCAAGCUGGUUGCGUCUGCCCCCCCGGCACCGGCGGCAGCAACUGCGACGUGUGCACCGCAAACACAUUCUCGCCGGGGGGGUCCCCCCCGCUAGUACGACCUGCCAGCCCUGCGCCCCCGGCUUCAUAA
This is a messenger RNA of Klebsormidium nitens, 339 nucleotides long. NCBI's taxonomy places the organism in Eukaryota, Viridiplantae, Streptophyta, Klebsormidiophyceae, Klebsormidiales, Klebsormidiaceae. The record is from the annotation of a GenBank genome assembly.